AUGGGGCUCCUCACCAUCCUCAAGAAGCAAAAGGAGAAGGAGAAGGAGAUGCGGCUGCUGAUGCUCGGGCUGGACAAUGCGGGCAAGACCACGAUCGUCAAAAAGUUCAACGGCGAGGACGUCGACACGAUCGCUCCGACGCUCGGCUUCAACAUCAAGACGCUCGAGUACCGGGGAUUCCGCCUCAACAUCUGGGACGUGGGCGGACAGACGUCGCUGCGCUCGUACUGGCGCAACUACUUUGAGGAGACCGACGGCCUCAUCUGGGUGGUCGACUCGUCGGACCGGGCGCGCCUCGAGGACUGCCGCGCGGAGCUGCGCAUGCUGCUGCAGCAGGAGCGCCUCGCCGGCGCGUCGCUGCUCGUCUUUGCGAACAAGCAGGACAUCGAGGGCGCCCUCUCGCCCGAGGAGAUCCGCGAGGCGCUCGAGCUCGACGGCGUCACCACGCGCCACUGGCGGAUCGGAGCCUGCUCCGCCUACACGGGCAGCGGCCUCGCGCACGGCGUCGACUGGAUCGUGCGCGACGUGGCGUCGAGAAUAUUCAUGCACGACUAG
Messenger RNA from Emiliania huxleyi CCMP1516, 555 nucleotides. It is a transcript of the gene ARL2, whose product is annotated as ARL2, ARF-like GTPase. The transcript has 3 exons. Lineage: Eukaryota; Haptophyta; Isochrysidales; Noelaerhabdaceae. The record is from RefSeq and is a predicted model, not a curated record. Bases 1 to 555 code for a protein of 184 amino acids. Gene Ontology annotation, biological process: protein folding. Gene Ontology annotation, cellular component: cytoplasm; microtubule cytoskeleton. Gene Ontology annotation, molecular function: GTP binding; GTPase activity.